AAGAAUCAAAUUCUCUUAACACCGAUUUUAGGUUUUAUUGACUCCAUGGCUUGGAAAUAAUGUCCACAGAGUGCUAUUUGUGUUACAUAGUCAACAGCUUAUAGGUGUGAGUUUUCUCUUUCCCCUCCACACAUGGGUUCCUUAAACCGUGCCAUGGGUUAGACAGGGUUACGCACACACCUGCCACUGAAACCUGUUUCUUCAUUAAUAAGUCAUGAGCACAACGAGCCCGAGUCAGGCGGAGAAGGCCAUGUUAGCUGGGAUAUAAACAUGGACAUUACUGUUCUCCCCAACAAUAAUCAUCCAGAGAAAUUCCUCCAGCUUGAUGUAGGGAUGCUACCAGCCACCCACGGAAUGUUCCAGAUAGGAUCAGCACUUUCUGGCCAGAGACAGUGGCACAAUAGAGUAUACUCACAGGGAGAACAGAGAGGAAAGAAGGAGGCAGAAAGACCACCAUCGCCCGAGGUCAGACCUGACUUCAGAGACUGCGAGCUGGAACAGCACAUCACACCACUCACUCUGAAACCAAAGAUCAAGCAAAACCCACUUUAUGUAGACUUAUGGACUGCUGGCAUAGAGGAGAACCAGAGAUCCAAACCAUCCUGGACCAUUGAGGACUAUGACAGACAGUCUUUGCAUGGCAACCUAGCCAGUUAUCUACAGGAAGACCCUAGGAAACUGAAUUUUUGGCUGGAGGAUCUCUACACCCCCGGCUUUGACUCCUUGCUGAAAAAGAAGGAAGCAGAACUUAAAAGGAACAAAAUGUGCAGAAUUCUGACUUCAGUCGUUCUGUCGGUUUGCCUAAUUGUGAUUGUUAUCACUGUGCCAAUUGUGGUGACACAAUAAAAGGACUAAUUUAGAAAAUGAAAGCAAGAAAACCGACGUUUAAAUUUACGCCAUGGUUCAGCAGAUAAGGAAAUCCUCUUGUCUGUGAGCAUAAGCUAUUGCUGGUUAUUUUAUUACGGUUAUUGCUGUUACACCUGUUUGAGGAUUCACCAUUGUGUAAUUUCAAUAUUGUAUGAGCUUACAUAAGAGUUUGUUUAAGGAUUAAUUGAAAGAAACGCAAUAUACAGUAGGAUGUAAGGAAUAACAGCACCACCAAGUGACCAGAAACCAUGUGCAAAACUGACAAUGUACAUAAUAUAUUCCAUAUCCGUAUCCAUAUAUUAUAUUUAAUCACAAUAGGUUACUUAUUAGUGAUCACGUCUGCUUUGAUAAGGAACUGUAUUAUACUGUAAUAAAAUAAAAUGGGGAGGAAAAGGAAAUUAGAUUGACCCUA
Neoarius graeffei (lesser salmon catfish) is the source of this 1279-nucleotide messenger RNA. RefSeq names its product major intrinsically disordered NOTCH2-binding receptor 1-like. Lineage: Eukaryota; Metazoa; Chordata; Actinopteri; Siluriformes; Ariidae. Bases 271 to 846 code for a protein of 191 amino acids. The transcript has 3 exons. The record is from RefSeq and is a predicted model, not a curated record.